AUGAAGAUCCUCCUCAUCUUCACCCUCUGCCUGAUCUCAGGUAAAGAAACUCACUUCAAAAUAAUCCUCACUAUCAGCAGCAGUGUUACAGGAAGGAAGGUUUUGCUCAGAUGGAUGUUUGGUGUUUUGUUAGAUGGAGGAGCCUCCAAGGAAGUAACAGGAAAUUCAGGAGGAGGAGUCCUUAUCAAGUGCAAGUAUGAUACAGAAUACACACCAAACCCAAAAUAUUUCUGUAAGGGUUCAUCUCCAGGCUGUUCUGACCAAAUAAAGACAGGACAUAAAAACGAGUGGGUAAAUUCAGGAAGAUUCUCACUGUUUGAUGACACCAAAUCAGCAGAGUUCACGGUGAUGAUCAGAGAGCUCACUGUACAGGACACUGGGACGUACCAAUGUGGAGUUGCUCGAGAUUUGCUAAAGACUGAGACACCAGUGUACCUGAAAGUAAAAAAAGGGAGCUUGGUCUCUCGAGAGGUAAUUGUAUAUGCAGGGACAAGAAGCAACAUCAAGUGCAGAUAUGAGGAUGAAUACAAAGACAAGCCUAAAGCUUUCUGUAAGAUCAAGACAGAUCAGUGGUGUUUUAAACACAUAAGUACAGAACCAACACAUGAAUGGGCACAUGAUGGCAGAUUCUCAAUUCAUGACACCAGAAGUGCAGGAUUCUUCAGUGUGUUUAUCAGAGAGCCGACUACGGAGGACACUGGAGUAUACGCGUGUGCUGUUGUGUCGGAUGAAGCAGAGAUCUACACUGUAGUGAAGCUGAAUGUAACAGAAGAUCUGUCCUAUGAGAAGUCCAUCAGCGAGACUAUCCAUGUAGGAAGAGAUUUGACUGUUCGCUGUAAAUACCCAGAAUCCCACAGGAACGACAAUAAGUUUCUCUGCAAAAAGAAAGUAUAG
Molecule: messenger RNA, 894 nt
Organism: Neoarius graeffei (lesser salmon catfish)
Lineage: Eukaryota; Metazoa; Chordata; Actinopteri; Siluriformes; Ariidae
Product: polymeric immunoglobulin receptor-like
Exons: 4
Coding region: 1-894 (297 amino acids)
Source: RefSeq, a predicted model, not a curated record